This is a messenger RNA of Oikopleura dioica, 294 nucleotides long. The record is from the annotation of a GenBank genome assembly. Lineage: Eukaryota; Metazoa; Chordata; Appendicularia; Copelata; Oikopleuridae.
AUGCAAGAAGUAAUUGGCACAGCUAUCGCGUUCUCCCUUCUUUCCAAUUGUGCGAUUUCUUUUUGGGGCGGUGUGCUCAUCACAAUCGUCGACACAGUCGUUUUCCUUUUCCUCGACAAGUAUGGCCUUCGAAAGUUAGAAGCAUCCUUCGCAGUUUUAAUUACGACAAUGGCGUUUUCCUUCGGCUUCGAGUACGUCCAAGCUGCGCCCGAUCAAAAAGAAGUUGUUUGCGGCAUUGUCGUACCUCACUGCACCAAUUGCGGAGUUCCUCAGCUGGCACAAGGAAAAGAUUAA